GGGGCUUCCAUUAUGGGAAUACAUGGCAUUACCAUGUGAGCUGACAUACAGGAUGUUAAAAGUUUUUCGGCUUCAUCAUUCGAUUUUAAUUUUUUCAAGUCUAUUACAAUUCGUAUCCAGUACGAAUGCGGAGGGUGCAAAACAAAUUUCAAUAAUGUGCUCUUAUGUGGACCAUGGGAUCAUUUGGUGCUCGAAACUUGCAGAAGAAACAGUCGAGCAUUGGGUCUCCUUUUUGGACGAAACAAUCGAUGACGUGACGGCCAACGAGACCCUGGCCGAUUUAUUGCGAGGCGUAAAAACUGGGGAUCCAAACCAGAAAUUCUUACUGACCUGCGUCGAAAAAGAAAGAGAGGAUGGGUCUAGCGAACUGCGCUCUUGUCACAAAAAUGCUCGGCUGACCUCGAACGAAACCAAAAUGCCUUCCGAUUUCGACAGAAGCCAUGAACUGGCCCCCGGUGUGACCGUUCCGGAGAACGUCCACCUCAUUUUCGUCGAUUUCGAUGUGAACGACGUCACCGAAACACAUCAACUUCAAGCCAGACAAUGCAACAAACCAGGUAGAAGCCCUAGAGAUGCAAAUCGGUGCGCCAUGGAAAUCAUGCGCGUGGUGAGACGAACGGAUUCGCGCUCUCCGCAGCGGAGCAAUCGAAGCAGGGGCAGGAGCCCACCCCCAAAGCGACGAUCACCCCAACGAGGAUCGCCCGGGACCAACGCGAACUUCCAAAAGGCACCUUCGUUCUCGGCCCCACCGAGACAGCAGUCCCCACCGAGACAGCAACCCCCGCCAAGUCAGCAGAUCCCGUUCGAGAUGGAUUACCCUGAGUCGCCGCCGACCCGCGACCGACCGCUCACGGUCGCGGAGCUCCUAGCGCCGAACAACAGCCUCCCCACGGACCACGUCGAGGACGAUCUUCCGACGGACGGCACGCCGCCCGUCGCCCGAGAAAGGCUGUCCGAGCCGGUUGACGCUGACGCUGUCACGGCACGCCUCGCGGCACUCUUCGGGAAAAAUGGAGGCGGGCAGGAUGAAGACCGGCAGGACGAGGGCAGGUCGGAUAAAGACUUCAUGUUUUGAUGAAAUUGAAAUGAUAGCACCAUAAAUUGGACGUAUUUCUGUUAAACGGACCUA
Molecule: messenger RNA, 1129 nt
Organism: Bemisia tabaci
Lineage: Eukaryota; Metazoa; Arthropoda; Insecta; Hemiptera; Aleyrodidae
Source: RefSeq, a predicted model, not a curated record